UACGCGAUAUAACCGACACGCAAGAAGCAGGUUGAUUGCAAUAUAACGUUGCCCAGACUCCGGACAGAAGCCGACCAGCCUACCACGCGCUAUUGAGAACAAAGACGAGGAUCUUAUCUUCCAACUUAGCGGCGAUUGGCUUUUCACGGUGUCAUCUCCGUUCGUGAGAAAGAACCAGCCAGAACUGGAGGCGGUGGUAUGUGGAGGAAGAAAGAUGAGUCGACGAAAAAUGCGUCUACAUCGCCAAAUAAUGGGUUAUACGUAAGAAAUUGCAUCAAAUUCGUGUCUGAAUUCUGGUCAUCAUUGAUAUCGUCGCUUAGUAACAAUUUUGAAAGACUCUUCGAUUUUAAAAUAAGCAAUGUGUCAAGUCUUGAGAAAUUCACUCAAUUCCUGUAUCGUCCGACCGAUCCAGCGAGUCUAGGAGUGGCCAGAGCUUUAUUUGGCCUGUGCAUGGUGAUAGACGUCGUCGAGGAGAGAGGAUUCGCGAUCGUGGACGUAAAAUGGGGAGAUCCGUGGGACUGCCAUUUCCCGCUGAUCCAUGGGAUGAAGCCGCCGUCGCUGCCGUGGAUGGUGAUGAUAUACGCGGUAAUGUGGAUGGGUGCCUUCGGAAUCGCGCUCGGUCUGCGCUUCAGGCUCGCGUGCGCCUGCUUCGUGCUGCCUUAUUGGUAUAUCUUCUUGCUGGAAAAAAGCUACUGGAACAAUCAUACCUAUCUCUACGGCGUCGUGACCAUCUUGCUCUGGGGAACGGGGGCAAACAAAUAUUUCGCGUUAGAUGCAAACGGUGCGAAACGGGACGGCAACUUCGUGCCGUAUUGGAACUACUUUAUCCUGAAAUUUCAAUUCUUUGCGCUUUACUUUUUGGCCGGCUUGAAGAAGUCCGGCAGAGAAUGGCUCGAAGGCUACUCCAUGACGAAUCUGUCUAGACACUGGGUGUUUCAUCCAUUUAAAAUAUUUCUGUUCACGGAGCAGAUUGAUUUUCUAAUCGUCCACUGGUUCGGCUUUGUCUUCGAUCUGACUAUCGGAUUUUUUAUGCUGCUCGAGAAAACACGCGUACCGUCCAUGAUCUUCUGCACAGCUUUUCAUUUCAUGAACUCGAGACUAUUUAACAUAGGGAUGUUUCCAUAUGUGUGCUUGGCAACAAUGCCGCUCUUUUGUCGUGUAGACUGGCCACGUAGAUUAAGGCUGUACUUUAAGCGGAAACAAAAGAUUUUGUCGGUUAAUACAAAUUCAAUCGAUGCAAAUAACGUAGAAGAGACUGGUAGUCAAGCGAAAGGAUCUCUAAAGCACAACUGCUUAACAUUGCCUUCAAAUGAAAUCUUACAUACCGGAGCGAAACGUGAAGAGAAAGCAACAAGUGAAGAAAAAGAUAAAAAUUAUUUUGUUAAAUCAAAAUCUGAAGGAAAAGUCAAUAAAGAAAACAACGACACGCAAUUGUCUAAGAAAUCGAUUGAGCUCAAUGAAAAAGAAGCGAUAAGCGUUCGUGAAAAGAUUCAGACAGCUCGGCGUUCACCGAGAGUUACGAGAAAGCAAAAGUUUGUAGCGUCGCUGUUGCUGUGCCACAUCGUACUGCAGUUUUUUUCACCGUACUCGCAUUUUAUAUCAAAGGGCUAUAACAAUUGGGUACCCGGUCUAUAUGGUUAUUCCUGGGACAUGAUGGUUCAUGCCUGGGACACUGUACUCGUAGUGAUCAAAGUGCACGAUAACGCGAACGACGAGGUACGAUAUUUAGAUCCUUACGCGUGGGUGCAAAGCGAUCGAUGGCUGAGGCACGGGGACAUGGCAAUGCAAUAUUCACAAUGCCUAAAGGAUAACCUAAUGCGUCGGAAAAUGGAAGCGUUGUGGACCGAUCAUAAUUCCGAGGUUAAGGAAAAGUGGAUGAAACUGUCUACGAAUUUAAGCAUUUACAUGGAUGUGUGGUGUUCGCUGAACGGCAGAUUUCAACAGCGAAUAUUCGAUCCGAACGUCGACAUGUUGACGGUCGACUGGCAUCCAUUUAAGCCCAUUUCAUUCCUCAUGCCUCUACUCACGCAGUAUAGUUCAUAUCGACAUAAAAUGGAUGAGAUUCAACAGCACGUAUACACUUGGUCGAAUUAUACAGAUGUGUUGUUCGUGGCCGACUUUCCAGGGAUGUAUUUGGAAAAUUAUAUAUCCACCGAUUUCGCGAACGUAUCUUUGACGGUGCUAGAAGGCGAGAUAACUUACGUCGAAGACGAAUCGCCGGACGUGAUCACUCUGUCGAAGAAAAAAUCGAUCCCCAUUGAAACAGGGAAGUUUCAUCGAAUAAAAACUACAAGUUCUUACCCGGCAUGCUACAUGUACACUUACACCAACCAAACGAAGCAAUUGAGUAGCGAAAGAAGAGAACCUUCUCCAAUAAUAAAAAAUACGUCAUGGCUAUUAAACGAAAUUAAUAAUAAAAUCAUUGCAUGGACAAGGACAUUCGUCCAUAUAACAAAUGCCUUCUUAAAUUUAAUAUACGAUGUUCCUAUGGUACAACAAAUGCACCUUAACAAAUGA
This is a messenger RNA of Wasmannia auropunctata (little fire ant), 2517 nucleotides long. It is a transcript of the gene GC, whose product is annotated as vitamin K-dependent gamma-carboxylase. The coding region runs from base 199 to 2517 and encodes 772 amino acids. NCBI's taxonomy places the organism in Eukaryota, Metazoa, Arthropoda, Insecta, Hymenoptera, Formicidae. Gene Ontology annotation, biological process: peptidyl-glutamic acid carboxylation. Gene Ontology annotation, molecular function: vitamin binding; gamma-glutamyl carboxylase activity. The transcript has 12 exons. The record is from RefSeq and is a predicted model, not a curated record.